Molecule: messenger RNA, 2043 nt
Organism: Phytophthora nicotianae INRA-310
Lineage: Eukaryota; Oomycota; Peronosporomycetes; Peronosporales; Peronosporaceae
Exons: 1
Coding region: 113-1927 (604 amino acids)
Source: RefSeq, a predicted model, not a curated record
UAGAGCUUUCCUUCCACCUUUUUUUUUUUCAUGUGAACUCGAGCCAAUCUUGCCACUCAAGCAUUCGCAUCCUCGAGCGCAACACCCUCUUUCUUUCUUUCUCUCUCUCUGCAUGGGCGGCAAGGACAACGAGCCCAACGCUGACGGCUUGUUCACGCCCAGAGCCGACUACAUGUCACCAGCUCCUCAGUCGCACCAGAAACGUCAGAACCUCAUCUGGGGUAGCGUCUCGCUCUUCCUACUGCUCAACGUCAUCGCGCUCUACAUUCUGCACUUCGUUGACCGUAGCAACAAUGGCGACUCGGUCACGAGCACCAUCUCGGCCUCGACGCUUUCAAGCACCAAUGCCAACUCAGCCUCGGAGGGCCAAGCCGUGAGUUACACGACGGGCGGCCAGCUCACGGCCGGUGCCGGCACCACCGCGUACCUGGCCGCGGCCUCGCUGCCAUCCGAUGACCAAUUCAUGGCCUACAUUAAGUUCGCACCGCUCGGCACGUCCGAGACGGCGUACGCCUCCAACAUCGUUUCGUACCAGACCGGCAAGUCGCCCGACAUCAAUUGCACCGUCACAGUCGCCACGACCGAUGCGGACAGCAAAACCGUGAGCAUCGCCGACGCCGACAGUGGCAACGUCUUCACUGGAUCAACCGUUAAGGGUCUGGCCACGCUUUCAGACUCGUUGGCCAUUGCUCUUACAACCGUCACGAGCUCAGACGGGCUCAGUGUUACUACGUACGUGACGCCUGUCACGAUCAAUGACGGCUCCAUCGCCGUGCAACAGAGUCAGACUGUUGAGGCGACCAAUACGUCUACGAGUACCUUCAUCACCCGCGUGUCUGACACGAGCUUCGCCCUAGUGUACUACGAAUCGUACCUAAACACUCCUUACUACCAGCGUAUCGUCGUCGGCACCGUCUCGAACGACGGGUCUAUCUCGUUCUCGGAAUAUCUCGAGUUCGGCAAUGCCAACGGUGCCACGUUCACGCAGUAUGGCACGCCGCAAUCAGUGUUCAACUCAAGCAACACAGUCACGGUGCCCUGGUACGUGGAGGCGUCCACGACGUCGAGCAAUGACACCACGUCCUCCUCUGUAGGCAACGUGGGUCUGUGCCUGUUCACCGCCAGCCUCUCGGAUAACACACUGACUGAAACAGGUGAGGUGUGCGAUACGACUGUGAGUCCUGCAUACUACAUCGACUCGGCCAAGAUCUCAGAGACGGUGAUCGCACUGAGCUACUUCGACACGGCCAACAACUACGCACUGACCGUGUCGCUGGUUGAGUUUUCCACUAUCAAAGGUUCGCCCACAUUCCGUAGCAGCUACGUGGUCGAUGAGUCUGUGGGUGCAAUUGACUUUGGCUCUGCUUUCGGUUUCUACCCAACGCCGGUCGUUCGCGUGCUGACCAACAACCGUCUGGCCGUGGGUUUCCUGAACCCGGCCAACUCCGGCAAGCCGAGCAUUAAGGUGCUAUCGUACUCGUCGGACUUGACACUAUCGGAGGAGUCUCCGGUGCUCCCUGUGGCCAACGCAGACUUCUCUCUGGCCUCAGCCGACCCGAAUGCUGGCGGAUCAAUCGUCCUGGACGUAGUGGCAACGGAGACCGGUGCUCUAAUCGGCUAUGCAGGUCUGUGGGCCGGCGCUCAAAACCAGCGUGUGGCAUUGGUGGAGUCGUUCGGCAAGCCGGUGGGUGUUGUGUCCAACGUGGACGGCUCCGACGUCGAUGUUGCGCUGUCGGGCACUGUCGACGUCUCCAGUUCGCUUGUCAAGGGAACGACCUACUACGCCUCGACUGAGGGCACGCUGUACGCUGCGUCGACCACCUCGACGGAUGACUACAUCCUUGCCAACGACAACACCGUCGUCAUCUCCAAAGACGCACUCGUGGGCGUCGCUAUCAGCAGCGACAAGCUGGUGGUCACGGUCUAACGCUGUUAUCAUGAAACGAACUGAAUCCGUUGUUUAUAGUUUCCCAUACUCCAGCAGAUCGUCAACUCUGUAGGCAGACCAACUAAGUCAAUAACAAAUGUACAUGUAUUUUUUUU